GUUCUCUAUUCGAAAAUUUUCGUGCGCGGUACACUUCUUAAACAGUCGUUCGCGAAGAAAGAUCUACGCUUCGCGUACUACGUUCUUUCCUCAUGUUAUCGAAGUAUAAAUUCUCUUAUAUUAUCUUUAUACUUUCGCAUAAAGUUAUAUCAUCUCUAAUUAUAAAUAUAACUCUGAAUACUUGAAUAUAUUUUUUUUUAAUUUUUACGACGUCAUCGGAGUAGGAACGUACGUAUUUUCAAAGAUGGAUCGCGAUUUAGUUGUUGUUCAGCAUUUUAAGAUCGUACGUAUGAUCUUAUGUUAAUGCUGUAUAAGAUCAAGAAAGAAAAUAAAGAUCAAAAGACAACUGUAUAACAAUUUAUAUACCGUGGAUUACCUGUUAUCUGGACAUUUUGGAAAGCGUGACAAAAGUGAUUAAUUAUUGUAGAAGAAUAUCAAGAAACAAUUAUUUUUACUACUACGAGUGAAUAUGAACCAAUCAGAAGCAGCAGUAGUGUAGUGAUUUUUGUUGUUGUUAAUUGCUAUUGUUUUAUUGUAUCACUUGUUCUAUCGAAAUUCGGAUAGAAUUGAGGAAUUGGUUGUAAGGAAUAAUUUGUAGUUUUAUUGUGGAUGAACAAUAAAAAUAUCAACGGGAUAAAUUAUAUUUACCUGGUUUACAAGGGUCACGAAUCUCUUCAAAGCACCUCUAAUGGUAUUUCGAUAUUUAUGUAGCCAUCACGUUCGAAAUUCCAUCUUGCUAGCAAGAAAAAAUCAAGAAAACCUGCAGAUACAAAAGAAGAAUUGAUUUGCACAUAAUCUAGCCAAUGUUAACUACAGUUAAUGUAUUCCUACAAGGCUCAAAAGAAUUCAACCUGGAAAUCUAGUAAAAAAAUAAAUCUACGCGAAAUACACGAAAACAUUGGACACGGUAUCAUUGAGUUAUUGUUCACGUGCUACCUUUUUUACACUUAUAUAACAAUUUACCAAAUAUCUACGGACAAAUUGUAAACAAAUAAACAGAUAAAUAACAAAAAAUAAAAAAGUAAUUAACAUUAAAUUCAGUCAGUUGAUUCAAUUGUUUCAAAUGAAUUCUACUAGUUAGUAUAAAUCAGAAAUUACAACCAGUAAGAAACAAUCGCCCUCACAACGUGGAAGUCGAAAGAAAUUGUAUUCCCAUACCAGACGGAGUGAAAAAGCACGUGCACGAAGAGCGUACACAGUACGGAAGUGAAACCAGCUCUCAAGUUAACGAAUAAAUAAACUGAAUUUGAGACAAAGUCUCAACAACGGCAACAAAAUUGAGCUGGACUUACAUCAACGUGCCGCCGGCCAUUAUAUGAGAGCCGGCGGUAACAUGUGCGAUGGCUCGUUCGCGGACAGUCUUCGUAGUAUGCAGGGUAUUCCUGGAACAUCACCACCCGGAGCCACAGGGGUCGGCCCUAUGGGAGUUGCCCUUGGCAGCCCUCUCGGUCCUGCUGGGGUCAAGAAGGCACAGGUUGAACACAUCAAGCGACCUAUGAAUGCAUUUAUGGUUUGGUCACGACUCCAACGUAGGAAGAUUGCUCAAGAGAAUCCCAAGAUGCACAACAGUGAAAUAUCUAAGCGGCUCGGUGCGGAAUGGAAAUUACUUACGGAAGACGAAAAACGACCGUUCAUCGACCAAGCGAAAAGGUUACGAGCACAACACAUGAAAGAAUAUCCUGAUUACAAGUAUAGGCCUAGAAGAAAACCGAAAACGUUACGCAAAGAAGGUUAUCCCUACAGCAUUCCUUACCCAAGCGUGCCGAUGGACGCUUUGCGCGCUGGUAUGGCAGGUAGUAUGGGACAAGCUGGAAUGACACCGUACUAUAGUCCAGCAGCAGCAUACGGUACGCUUUCUGCAGCAAGUAUGGCUGCUGCAGCCGCAGCGGCUGCUCAACAAAAUGCUAUUACUGGACUUGGUCCACCUGGACAGGUUGUCAGUUCUAUGGACGCGAUGAAAUAUUCAAUGGAAGCUGACAAAUAUCGUGCCGCUUACAUGCCACCAAGCACAUUGGCGAUGAGCAUGUACUCCGAUCCGAAGUAUCUCGAUUCAAGUCCAAAAUACCUCGACCGUAGCUACCUGGAUUCGGCGAAGGCAUAUUUCGAGCAAUCGAAGAUUUACAUAGACCCAAAACCAUCGAUAUCCGAUUACACUAGACCAAGUUACGAACCGAACAAACUUUACGAAGAAUCCAGUCCUGGUAGCGUAACUGGGGUUGGGGGUGGGGGUGGUGGGGGCGGCUCAACAAGGUCACCAGCUGCGGAUUCUCCAGAUAUUAAUAAACAACACGAAAGAACGGAACAAGGAUCGUCCAGUGGUAGCUCAACGUCCACGUCAUCAGCAGCGAGUCCUGGUGCCAGUUUAUCGACUUAUUAUCCGGGUCCAGUCCAAGCAAGUGGUCUUCUAGGACCACAGAUGGGUCAAUACGGUACCUAUCAAACGACCCCAGCACCAGGAAACGACUCAUUCCGGCGUCCACUCACUGUCAUCUUCUGACCCGAUAGAGCAUAGCUCUGAUCCAUUUUUGAAGAGCAAUCUACCUGAAUACAACGAGUUAUAGCUCGAAUCAGGGUAACGUGAUUCACUAUGAAAAUUUACAACAAAAUCCAACUAUAACAUAAGUAACCGUGAAUCGUAUAAGAUUUUCACCACGUGUCCAAAAUUUUUCGUUAUUAUUCUAUUUUUUCAUUGCAAAUGUAUGGUGAUUAUUAUUUUAUUUAUGAUCUUUUUAUGUUAUUUUUCUGUCUUUUAUUUAUUAUUUAUAUCUUUUUUUCGUUUUUAAUGUGACAAUCAUAAUGGAAUGAAUAUCCGAAUUAUUUUCUAUUGCAAAUUCAUCAUUAUAAAUGGUAUAUUAUUUUACUAUACAUGGAAUUUUCUGCCAAAAAUGAAUACGAUCUCAAACAUAAGGUUUACCGUAGUUGUCCUGGCUCAUAAUAUACAAAAGAAUAAAAUAUUGUUUAUUGAAUAUUAUAUAUUAAAUAAUGAUAUAUUUUAACAAUUUGCCCAUAUGAAAUUUAUAUAUUUUUUUCUUUUCAUUUACGGAUUCGUGGUUAGAAAGUGCCGAAAAAAGUAAAAAUAAUAACAAAUAACGAACCAACGAAUCGCUGUCGUUUAUGUAUUUAUUUAGAAAAGAGAGAGAGAGAGAGAGAGAGAGAGAGAAAGAGAGAGAGAGAAAUAGAAAAAGAAAGAGAGAGAGAGAAAAUGAGAGAACGUGAAUAUUUGAAUAUCUUUGAAUAUUCAUAUUCGUCGAAAGACGAAGAUUCGUAAAAAAUAGAUAUACAUAAAUAAAUGAAGAAAAAUAAAAAAAGAAAAGAAAGAAAAAGUCGGGUUGUUCAAACGGUCAUUAAAGGGAGGUGACAAUUUUGACAAGUAUAUAAGUGUACGCGAACCGCGAAGAUCCGAUUAUAUUUGAUGAUAUAUUAUGAAGGAUUUGUAAAUAAACUCCCUCGUGUAAAUAGUUUAGCAAGAAAGAGUAAACUUUCUCACGUCAGUACGAAGACGCUCGGAAAUUUUCACUCUUCUUCCCUUCGAUCGGGUCUUUAUCGCCUUUUUCUUUUAAACUAUGAUUUAAUUUUCUUCUUUUUUGUUCCAAAGGAUCGUACAAUUAUUUUACAUUUCAAUUAAAAUCCUACCUAUUUGAUUGGUACAAUUAUAAAGAGUUUUGUUAAAAUUGCAUUAAACAUGUUUUACAGUUUUAAUUUAUUCUUUUUUUAUAUAAAUACACUAUUUUAUUUUAUUAUGUUUUGUAUUAUUGCCUUUUUCUUUUGUUAUUCUCUACAAUCAAAUUAGAUUGACGUGAGACAAAAUUGUAAUCGUGAUAUAAUUACAACUAUGAACGUCAGUUUUUUAGAUUGAAUAAAGUAUCCGAUUAAUAAAAUGUGAGAUCUACGACUCCAUGCCAAAUAUUAUUAGGUAUUCGUGAUAAAGUUGACCAAAAAGGGCCCUGGAUAGCUUAAUGGGAAAAGCAAUCUCCCGAAAAGUGAAAGAAUCCUGGGUUUGAGUCCUGGGUCCAGUCAGUCCAAAGGUUCAACUUUUUUCACGAAUCCUAUAAAAAUAAAAAAAAUGAUCGUUUUAGAACUAAUUGCAUUAUUUUGAUACCACGUGUAUCUUCGUCCAUCUUGUCUCAUCGAAAGUGUUUAAAUUUUGAGGGAGAUAGGAAAUAGGAGAGAAUAAUAUACGUGGAUUAAAAAAAAAUUGUCGAAAGUUAGGCGAAAUCACCUUUUAACCCUCUGAGCGUCAAAGUUUUUAGGAAUGUUAAUGAUGUGUUAAUGAUAGUGGGGAUACAGCCAAUUAAAUUGAAAUGUUAAGCGUUGAUUAACACGUUCGCGGACGUGAAUACUAUAUCACUCAAGUUUUAGAGAAUCAAUUAUAUUUAUUUAAUGUUAUAUAUAAUCUUAAAUUUUUUUAAUUAUUAUGCAUUCCAAAGUAAUGACCAACCGAUUCAUUAGCCUGUUUACUUUUACAGCUCACUGAAAUUGUUACUGUCCGCAAAUGUGUUAAAAUGAUAGUAUUAGUGUUAGUUUGUCCACGUGUCCCCAUCUCUAUCACUUAUUUCAGUAAAUCAGUGUAGUAAAACCAACGAUUGUGAGAAUUUAAUAGAAAAUAAAGCACACGAUCAGAAAUGUGAGUGAUAUCAAUAUUUGCUUUAUGAAUGAAUUGUCAUCGUAUUUUUUAAAGUAAUCAAUCAUGUAAUAUAACAAAUUUAAAUAUUAUUAUUUUAGUUUAUAAUCAGUAAUAAAUAAACAAGUAGGUUAGUAUUAUUUAACAUUUUCUUACAGUACACGACUAUUUUUAGUACGCUUUUGUUCCCGUAACGUUUUGAAACGCUUAUAGUUGGUUAUGAUCAGAAUGAAAAAUUACUUUGAUGAUCAGAGGGUUAAGUACCCUUCCCGCUGUACGAUGUAUAACCUUUAUAUUUGUAUCGUUACGAUAAAUCAUAAACUUUACUGAUUAUUGGAGUAUUCCAUUACGAGCGGCAAAAGUAAUCUAUAAAUAUUAUACUGUAAGUAAGAAAGUAAAAAUAAACGUUAAAUUUAAU
Molecule: messenger RNA, 5039 nt
Organism: Polistes canadensis
Lineage: Eukaryota; Metazoa; Arthropoda; Insecta; Hymenoptera; Vespidae
Product: transcription factor Sox-19b-like
Exons: 6
Coding region: 1316-2497 (393 amino acids)
Biological process (GO): anatomical structure morphogenesis; cell differentiation; regulation of DNA-templated transcription
Molecular function (GO): DNA-binding transcription factor activity, RNA polymerase II-specific; RNA polymerase II cis-regulatory region sequence-specific DNA binding
Source: RefSeq, a predicted model, not a curated record